AUGGCUGAGAUGGCUAGGAGCACGAGGGAGCGUGGCUACAUGAUCGAGCAGUUUAUGCGGAUGAAGCCUCCAUCUUUUGCUAAAAAAGUUGACCCAAUUGUGGCUGAAAAUUGGGUUCAGGAUAUUGAGGAGAUUUUGGUGGUACUUUCAUAUACAGACAAACAUAAGGUGUCGUUUACGUCGUUUAAACUGACAGGAGAGGCAAAAUGCUGGUGGAGAUCAGCACGAUUGAUUAAGGAACAAAGGCCUAAUCCUGUUCCAGUGACGUGGAGUCGAUUCAAGGAGCUGUUCUUCGAGCGAUAUUUCCCUUCUAUCAUUCGAAGUGCAAAGGCAACGAAUUUCCUGCAUUUAGCUCAGGGGCAGAUGAUAGUAUCACAGUAUGCAGCACAAUUUAUUGAGUUGUCUCAUUUUGCCUCACACUUGGCACCAGACGAGGAUAAGAAAGUAAGGAAAUUUGAGGAAGGCCUAAGGCAGAAUUUGUAUGUGCAAGUCAUCGAUUUUCAAGCUCAGACGUUCGUGGAGGUGGUGGACAGAGCUGCCGUUAUUGAGAAUGGCAUGCAGGGAGGUGUCACAGCUCAAAGUCAGAGGAAGAGACCCACGCCUCAGGAUUUUCAAACGAGUUCUAGCCAGGGGCCUUGGAGGGGAGACCAAUAUGGAGGUAGUCAGGCACGGAUGAUGGGGCGCAGUGGUCCUCAGGGUGGACGAACUAUUCCUAUUUGUCCCAAAUGUGGUCGGAGGCAUCCAGGUGAGUGUAGAAUGGGAGAGGGCGUCUGCUAUCAUUGUGGGAGACCCGGGCACAGGUCUUGGUCGUGUCAAGGAUUACCAGCACAAGGACCAGCUCCCAAACCAUUUCGGGGUGGUUAUCAGGCGCCCCGUGGAGGCUAG
Messenger RNA from Malania oleifera, 885 nucleotides. RefSeq lists its product as uncharacterized. The record is from RefSeq and is a predicted model, not a curated record. The coding region runs from base 1 to 885 and encodes 294 amino acids. Lineage: Eukaryota; Viridiplantae; Streptophyta; Magnoliopsida; Santalales; Ximeniaceae. Gene Ontology annotation, molecular function: nucleic acid binding; zinc ion binding. The transcript has a single exon.